This is a messenger RNA of Canis lupus familiaris (dog), 1271 nucleotides long. RefSeq lists its product as uncharacterized. The record is from RefSeq and is a predicted model, not a curated record. The transcript is spliced from 2 exons. The coding region runs from base 378 to 1118 and encodes 246 amino acids. Lineage: Eukaryota; Metazoa; Chordata; Mammalia; Carnivora; Canidae.
UUCCAAGGAGUGGAGCAGUUGGUGAGGAAGGAGGUUUCCGUUGAGCACAAAGGAAAGGAGAGAAGAAACAGAGCUUCAGAGCUAUGGCAGCAGAAGCAGGGACACAGGUGGUCCAUAUGGGAUCCACUUUUCCAGAUGCUGCAGUGAGAAUCUGAGCUUUUAGUCACCAUGCAACACGUUACUGGAGAUUUGAUGCUUUAACUUGAGCUGACUGGGAUUUGGCCACAAAGCUGUCUCUGAAGGAAAAAAAAAAAAAAAAAAAAAAGCAAAGACCUGUGGGCCUGGACACCAGCUAUUUUAUUUUCCAAAAGAGUUGGCAGGCGCUGUCGUGAGUUCUCCUGGUCUCGGGUCCUGUGGUCUCUUGAGAGUCUGAAGAGAUGGCUGCAGCGGCAGUAGCUGGACUGAUCCCUGUGCUACACUCUGUGGCUGGUGACAAAUCCGGCUACUACAUUGGACGGCAGCUGUGGUUUGGCUUCAUUGCUGUGUAUGGAGUGGUGGUGUACGUGGUCCGCAUGCCAUGGGCCCCCAUCCAUGAAGAUUUCUGGUGCCACGGCAACAUCACCAAUGUUUGUUUAAUUGAGUGUUUUGAGAAACGUUUUAGCAGUCCUGUAGUGGGAAUUUGGUACUUCUUUUUCUUUAUUUUCUUGGCCCUCUUCUUCCUCAUGGAAUUCUUCAUGGCCCAGAUUCGACAUAAGCAGAACAAAGCCAAGUCAGUGGAGUCAGUGGCAGAUGAAAUGGAGGAGGGCUCCAUGGUGGGAAUCCAGGAGCAUGUCCCUUCUCCAAAGAAGUCCAUCCUGAACUUCCACCAAGAGAAGAUGCUUUUGCUUUUGUACCUCCUCUACUUUCUCCUGCAGGUUGGUGCACAGUGCGUGUUUUUAGUCCUUCUCAUGUACCAACACCUGCCCCUGGUGAGCCAAGCCGUCAUGCGCUGCAGCACCGAGAGCUGCCCUGGACCCUAUUUCUGCCUGAUCCGGGGUACUAUGGAGAAGCGAAUGUCCAUCUACACCCUCAUUACCUUGUCCUUCAUGAUCAUCCUCUUCUGCUUAGGUUUCUUCAUGUACAGCAUCCACCAUUACCUGUUAAAAGGGCUUGCCAGUGCUAAGUUUUGGCUUGACUAACUUUUGGAAGUUUUCACUGAGAGUCUCCUUCCUUACACUAGGAAGCUUGUGUUCCUUUAAAUAUUGUGUCUGGGGCAGGGCUUCCUCCUGCUAACUUUCUUUGCUUUAGACCUUCAUAAUAAACCUUGGUUGUUCUUGUUUCCUUCCUCUACA